Messenger RNA from Engraulis encrasicolus (European anchovy), 1152 nucleotides. RefSeq names its product dopamine receptor D4a (gene drd4a). NCBI's taxonomy places the organism in Eukaryota, Metazoa, Chordata, Actinopteri, Clupeiformes, Engraulidae. Gene Ontology annotation, cellular component: plasma membrane. Gene Ontology annotation, molecular function: G protein-coupled receptor activity; dopamine neurotransmitter receptor activity, coupled via Gi/Go. The record is from RefSeq and is a predicted model, not a curated record. The transcript has 6 exons. Gene Ontology annotation, biological process: regulation of dopamine secretion; negative regulation of voltage-gated calcium channel activity; negative regulation of cytosolic calcium ion concentration. The coding region runs from base 1 to 1152 and encodes 383 amino acids.
AUGCCGUCGAACCUCACCGGCUCAAACAGCACUGCCCCGCUCGCGGAUACUCACCACAACUUUCCCGCCCUGGUUUUUGGAAUACUCCUCAUCAUCUUCAUCAUUUGCGGAAACCUGCUUGUGUGCAUCAGCGUGUACACGGAGAAGGCGCUAAAAACGACCACAAACUACUUCAUUUUUAGUUUAGCUGUGGCGGAUUUGUUACUGGCAGUACUGGUGUUGCCCCUUUUCGUGUACGCACAGUUUCAGGGUGGCGUGUGGUCCUUGGGCACAACGGUAUGUGAUGCCCUGAUGGCCAUGGAUGUGAUGCUGUGUACAGCCUCCAUAUUCAACCUGUGUGCCAUCAGCGUGGACAGGUUCAUUGCUGUGUCCAUCCCCCUGGCCUACAGCCGGAAGCACGUGGACCAGAGACAGGCGGUCCUCCUGGUGGGGACCUGGGUGCUGGCGCUGGCCGUGGCAUCGCCCGUCAUGUUUGGCAUCAACCAGGUGCCGGAUCGCAACCAGGACGAGUGCAAGCUGGAGGACAACAACUACGUCAUCUACUCCUCGGUCUGCUCCUUCUUCCUGCCCUGCCCCGCCAUGUUGUUCCUGUACUGCGGAAUGUUCCGGGGCCUGAGGAGGUGGGAGGAGGCGCGGAAAGCCCGGCUGAGGACCAGCCUGACACAGCACCAUCACCACCACCACCAGACCUCCCAGAAGCUCCAGGAGGCCAGCUCCUCUUUUACUCCCUCCAUGGUGGUCUCCCUACUGCGCUCCCCCUGCUGCCCCUCAAAGGAGGCCAAACUACAUACACUAAAUACACAACACCUGCCGGGCCUCACGCCUGCUCCGUCACCAGCGCUGGGUUUGCCCACCCCGAGCGGCAAGCAAGGCAGCAGCCGAGGCCACCGAGCCAAAAUCAACCGCCGGGAGAGGAAAGCCAUGAGGGUACUUCCUGUGGUUGUAGGUGCCUUCCUGCUGUGCUGGACUCCCUUCUUCAUCGUCCACACGCUGCAGGCGGCGUGCGAGACGUGUGACGUCCCCUCUGCGCUCAUGAGCACGGUGACGUGGCUCGGCUACGUCAACAGCGCCAUCAACCCCGUCAUCUACACCAUCUUCAACACAGAGUUCAGACGCUUCUUCAGGAGGUUCCUGCCACGCUUCUGCUGCUGA